AUGCGACGAAAUCUUCUAUAUAACUUCUACAUAACCUUCUACAUAUUACUUUCAAUCUCAUCGUUUUUUGUCGAAUGCUGCGACAAAGGAUUAACUCAAUUGAGGCAUAAGGAUACCCUUCAGCUGAUGAGAUGUGUGCCUACUUUGCCGGGACACCCGGACCCCUGCAUUCUCCAAACUGGAGGUCAAAUGAGCUUCUGCCAACCGGAUGGAAGUCAAGAUUAUGUGUGUUGUGGAACACCUGAACUGCUGGUUAGGUUGGUUGGUAAUCAGAAUAAGCAAUCAUAUCCAGAGAACUGGAACUUUUAUCCAAGGCAAUCACAUUACGACUAUAGUGUCUAUAUCAGGAGUUCGAAAGAACAACUAGAAAGUGAUGCUGCUUUCAAAAAUCAAGUAAUUCUAACGACUCCGAAGACCACGACCACGACGGUUACAACUACGAGAAAACGGCAACCGGUGAAAAAAUCCAACGUUGUUCUUCAAAUGCUCACAAUCCCGUCGUUAAGCCGUGGAAACUACUCAAACUCUCUGAAACUUCAUACAAAUUCUGUUCUCGUUCGGGAUGGUGCAUGCGUUUUUGUGGUAGAUACCGGGCUGCCGUCUCAGAAAAAACAAAUCUCAAAAAAUUUGGCAUCAUAUGGUGCUCCAGCAAAGAAAAUAAAAUUUGUAGUGGUGACGUCAUCACAGCCUCAGUUCUCAGGAAAUUUGAAUUUAUUCCCAUUUUCACAGUUCAUAAUGGCCGACGCCACAAUGUACAAGGAUAAUAUCGUUUUUAUGAAACGAUUUGAAAAGCAUUCAAUUCUGGAAUUAUGCUCUCCGAAUUCUCUAAUUCAGUCGACACCCGGACCCACUCCAAACUCAAUAACCGUAAUAAUUCGAAACGUGGAUUUAAUGGGAACAAUUGCAAUCGCCGGCGCCCUCUUCCCAAAUGGAAACGAUUUAAACGUUUUCGAUCGGAAUUCCGUGUAUGAUAUCGAUAAAUUGAUCGAAUCACGAAAUCAGGUGAUUUGUGAAGUUGAUUGGAUUGUCCCGGCGAGCUCUUCUCCGUUCCGUGUCACACAACUGCACAGGACAAAUGCAAACUGUUAAAUUAAUUCGAAAAUAAUUAAUUUCUCAUAUUUAUUAAGCGGGUUUCUAUAUUUUUUUGUUCACGCUGAAAAACAUUUCAAAAUAAAAAAAGCUAAUAAAUCGUUCCAAAAAAAUGUA
Messenger RNA from Caenorhabditis elegans, 1206 nucleotides. It is a transcript of the gene C25D7.5, whose product is annotated as Metallo-beta-lactamase domain-containing protein. The transcript is spliced from 6 exons. The record is from RefSeq and is marked reviewed. NCBI's taxonomy places the organism in Eukaryota, Metazoa, Nematoda, Chromadorea, Rhabditida, Rhabditidae. Bases 1 to 1089 code for a protein of 362 amino acids.